AUGGACUCAGUUAACACAAUGGAUAACAAUGCCUGCAAGGCGAUUCAAGGCAAUGGCGAGAAGGACUUGAAACCCAAAAAAUCAGCCACUACGAAGAAAUGGACACUCAAAGCUUCGGUUGAGGCUCUCAAUUUUGGCGCUCUCUACGGGCUCCUAGACCCAAACGCCCAAGAUGAUGUUGUUGCCGUCCUCGGGCAUUACAAGCUCGCGGAGCUGGAUCUGGUAUACAAUUACAGCUCUGACGGCAAAGGCAGCAGCUUCAAGUUGUCGGGCAAGAUGAUUCUCGAUAAAGUCGCGCUCUCUAUGGCUUACACGUACGACCAGAACGGAUGGUCAGUCGCUGCUUGGCUCACCGCAGAAGCAUUAGGGGGUAAGAAUCUCUUGCUCGGUGACAUUAUUGAUAGCCUUGCUGGGAACAACGGCGAUGAUGUAGAGGAGCUGCCAGACUUCAUUCGCAACCUGCCCAUAAUCAAGGGCUCGGGCGACAAGAUCAUCAACAUCAUCUGCGUGAAGAUGAGCAAGAAAAACUCCAAGCCCGCUGCGGCCAAUGAGAACCGGGAGGACAGCUACAUCUUGUUUGAGGCGUCUGUGAGUCUGGGCAGCUUCCAGGUCAAUUUUGUCCACCACCGCGACCUCUCGCAGAACUCUACGGACCCCCCCAAACGUGUGUUCAGAGUUGCCAUAGGUGAGCUGCCAACGCUCAAGGUAGACACUCUAGGUGAGCUCCCUCAACCGUUUGACGAGAUCGUCUAUCUCUGGGUCCAAGACAAAAAGAGCCAGAAGCAGAUUGGCAAAGAGGUCGGAUUGACAGAGGACGAAGUCAAGCGCAUCAACAAAGGAAUCGAAGGUAGCGACAGUCCGUCUGCAGAUUGGCUCUUCUACAGAGACACUCGUAAGCCUGAGAGCCGAAAGCCUACAGAUGUGGUGUUGGCUGCAGGGUCUCAUUUCAUGGUUCUCGCCAAAAAGGCAAAUGAGAAAACCGCAAUCCUGGACUAUACCCUGGGGCGAAAGAAGAAGCAACAGCAACAAUCUGGCCUGGCAGUACUCGCUGGCCGCGGAGAUGGAGGAGCAAAGGGCGGCAAAGGCAAGUCGGCGAUGGCGGCGUGCAAGAAGGUAAUAGGCGCCAUAUCAAUUAGCAACAUCGGCCUUAGAUUCGAGGACAAUGUUCUCUCUGUCAUCCUGGACGCAACGUUUAGGCUGGGCCCCAUUGGCUUCACCUUCAUUGAGGCCGCUAUUGGCAUUGAUUUGAAGAAUAAGACUCUACGAGACUUGACAAUUGACAACGUCAAGUUCGAUUUAUCCGGCCUGGCCGUUGCGUUCGACCAGCCCCCUAUUCGCAUAGGCGGCAUCUUCGUGCACAAGAAGGCGGGAGGCAUGGAAUAUUUCGCCGGAGGUAUCGUCAUUAGCCUUGAGCCGUAUCAGUUCGUCGCUGGUGGUUUGUAUGGAAAAGUCAAGCUAUCAAAGGAUGGCGGACCGUACGAAACAGCCUUUGUGUUUGCCAAGCUGGUUGGGCCCCUCAUCGAACUCGAGUUCGCCGAAAUCUCCGGCAUCACGGGAGGCUUUGGAUACAACAGUGAGAUCAAGGUCCCAACCGUGGAAACAGUUACCCAAUUCCCGUUCCUCCAAGGAUCUGACAUGAGCGAUGAUUUGCUCACUUAUCUCGGCAAGCUGGUUUCUAUCGACGGUACAGGCUCCUUCACUGUUCGUCAAGGGGCGAUGUGGCUCGCUGCAGGCCUCAGAGUCAGCGCCGUCCAGAUGCUGGACAUUGACGCCGUCUUCGUCGUGGCCUGGAAUCCCAGCAUCACGCUUGGCAUCUUUGGCGUGGGCGUGGCCAACAUCCCCAAGAACAAAGAAUCGCGGACCAUGGCCCACGUUGAGCUGGGCAUUCUGGCGGUUGUCGACUUUGGUGCUGGAGUCUUCAAAGCAGAGAUGCAGCUCGCCCCGAGCUCGUAUAUCUUCGACCCCAGCUGCAGCCUGACAGGUGGCUUUGCUCUAUACUACUGGUUCAACGACAAAGUGCCAGAGCGCAGCGGAGAGUGGGUGUUUACCAUCGGAGGCUAUCACCGCUCUUUCAAACGCCCUGACUACUAUCCCAAUCCACCAAGACUGGGCAUCCAUUGGAAGGUAGGUUCUAACAUCAGCAUCGUGGGAGAAGCAUAUCUCGCCAUCACGCCGAAAUGCUGCAUGGCCGGCGGGCGAUUACAGGCGACUCUGACGGCCGGUCCUCUCAGAGCGUGGUUUGCUGCCUGGGCCGACUUCCUCAUCAACUUCUUGCCUUUCGACUUCUGGGGCCAAGUAGGCGUAAGUGUCGGAAUCAGCUGCAAGGUAGAUCUGCUCAUCACCAGCUUUACCGUUUCAGCGGAAGUUGGGGCUCAGUUGGAUCUGAUGGGCCCGCCGCUGCGUGGUCGUGUCAAGGUCGAUUUCUGGGUUGUGUCCUUUACAGUCAACUUUGGUCCAGACGUCAAGAAAGACAACCCUCCUAAUCUCAAGCAGUUCUACGACAUGGCGCUGGUGUCAGGCAAGCCGGAAAGCCUCGCCGCGUCAUUCAUGUCUGUCGCACAUGCUGGUGCGGCCGCACCAAAUACCGGCAAGGAUUCACCGCACGUCUUUACUUGUCGGGGAGGAUUGGUUCAAGACGACAACAAGGACAAGGCAGCCGCCACCGAAGAGAAGACGGUGUGGAAUGUCAAAGCUGACGAGUUUGUGCUAGCCAUUGAUGUUCGAUUUGCCUUGACCUACGCCAAGGUCAGCCGGCCACAGGAAUUUGGAGAGAAUCCAGAUUUGCCAGAGUGGGAUAAGAACGGGGACUAUCUCCUUUACGCAAAGCCUAUGCAGAUUUCUAGCAACAUUUUGUCAACCUUGACAGUAGAUAUCUUGCCUGUGAAGCCCAAGGCAGAGCUUUUGGCGGAGGAUGACAAGCCGACGGAUGAGAACUGGCGAGUCACGCCAAUCAUAAAAGAAGUGCCCUCGGCGCUUUGGGGAGAAUACAAAGCAUCAGAGAAUCCGCGCGAGACGGGUAAAAACGAUAUUGGCACGCUCCUGGAUGGCAAAAAGGGCACUCUUCCUAGGAUCAUGGGUUUGAAUAUCAAGCCUCCGAAACCGAAGCUUGCCGAUGACGCUAUUGGAACCUUUGACGCAAUUGAGGCCAUGAAGAUGGCUGUGUUUAUCGAAAAGGAAACCCCCGAGUUCAAAGGUCUCAAGCCUGCCGACUCGGCCUUUUACGCUUCUAAAGAAGACGAUCGCUACAACAAAGUCAAGAAGAUCUGGGAUGAGACUCCAGUCGCCCCCCGAGCAGAGAUAGUAGAUAUACUUGGCAAGGGUCUAGGUUGGACUACGUCAUUUACAACAGCAACACCAACUCGCCUGGUCGAAAAUUUGGGGACUCUGCUGAUGGCGCCACCUCAGAUUUCUGUUGCUUGA
Messenger RNA from Trichoderma gamsii, 3420 nucleotides. RefSeq lists its product as hypothetical. The coding region runs from base 1 to 3420 and encodes 1139 amino acids. The record is from RefSeq and is a predicted model, not a curated record. NCBI's taxonomy places the organism in Eukaryota, Fungi, Ascomycota, Sordariomycetes, Hypocreales, Hypocreaceae. The transcript has 4 exons.